Messenger RNA from Daldinia loculata, 642 nucleotides. RefSeq lists its product as uncharacterized. Bases 1 to 642 code for a protein of 213 amino acids. The record is from RefSeq and is a predicted model, not a curated record. The transcript has a single exon. Lineage: Eukaryota; Fungi; Ascomycota; Sordariomycetes; Xylariales; Hypoxylaceae.
AUGGAGCACCAAAAUAGGGGUAAAAUCCCACUCACUCAAGAGCGGCUUAUGGACAUGGUUUUCGAAGAAAUCGAGUCGCUUAUACGAGCAGGCAAGAAGGACUUCGUUGAAUCUAAUAUCUUGAAUAGUCCGCUCCACGAGUAUGCUUUGGAAGUAGCGCGGAAGUAUGUAGGACUGCCGUGUAAGCCUAGCCUUGACGUUUUACUCUCUCAGCACACCCCAACUCAAGAGCAAGACGGAGUUCCAUCUUCUCUCGAAAAUACCAAGAUUCAGCACUGGCACCAGCUUUUCGACCAGGCUAACCUCGAGCGUAAAGGACUCGCUAACAGCAUGCGGUCCGACUCUCGCAGGAUCGUGCUUCCCGAGAACUGCGCCGUCCGGAGGGCAAACCCUAUUCUAGACGACAAACGGGGGGCAUUCCCGGGCGAGACCUGGGAGCACAAGAGGGUGAAUCCUGGACCUACUCUCGGCCCGCUAUCACAAUUCAAAUCAUCGCUGGUAAAACCUUUAGUUACUAAAGUUGAUGCCCUAGGUAUAACUAAAACGAGAAGUAGCGCCGUCGAACCAGUAGAUGGCGGAUCUAAAACCGAGGAUGAUGUAAUGGAAGUAGAAGAUAAGGAAGAGAGAAGGACAUCGUCUUAG